AUGGCACCAAAGUCAAAAUUUAUACCCCUGUUCCUGAUUCUUUGGAUAUCACUGGAAAACAUUGAAGGCCAAGUCAGUCCUGCAGAUUCCGAGAUGUUUCGGGACCAAUUUCGGUUCCUAAAAAUGUUGGGCCUGAAUUUGGCAGGAAGGUCAUCGAAUAGUCCCAGAAAUUUGAGGAUUUACAGGAACUUAAACAAAUUACAACCGUCGAUGGACGAGAUGGCUUUUCCUUGUUCUUUGGAAAAUGGUAGGAGUUCUGAACCUCCAAAAAGCGUUCAUAAAUUGAAACCUGGUGAUAUCGAUGUGAUUGGAGCAAUAGGAGAUUCCUUGACAGCUGGUAAUGGCGGAGCAGCUACUAAUAUAUUUCAGGUUUUCACCGAAAAUCGUGGAAUUUCUUGGUCAAUAGGUGGCCAAGGCACCUGGAGAGAAUAUCUGACAUUACCCAACAUGCUGAAGGAGUACAAUCCGAAGCUGGUCGGAUAUUCUUUGGCGGAUUCCUUCACGUUUCACAAGGAAUCACAGUUCAACGUUGCAGAAGCUGGUGCCAUGUCCAGAGACACGCCUUAUAUGGCCAAGAUGUUGGUGAAGAGGAUUUCUAGCGAUCCGCGGGUUAAUUUUGCUAAACAUUGGAAGUUGAUAACUAUGAUGAUCGGUCCAAAUGACUUUUGCCUGGACAUUUGCUACAAGGAUAAACCUGAAGACAUUCUGGAGCAGCACAGGGAACAUCUGCAUGCUGUUUUGAGGACGUUGAAACAAAUGCCAAGGACUCUGGUACAAAUUGUACUCUCGCCAAACGUUGCCCUGUUGACCAAAUUCCUCAACCGUCCCUUAUCCUGUCGUCUGACCCAUCUGAUGGAGUGUCCUUGUUUCUUCGGGGCCAUGCAUUCGCACAAAAGGGCUCAUUAUGAAGAAGUUAUUAGGCAAUGGCAGAAAAUUGACAAGGAGGUCGCCGAUUUACCGGAGUAUGCCGAUACCGAGGAUUUCGGAGUCGUCGUGCAAACUUUUCCUGAAAAACUGGUGUUCCCUUUGAGCGAUGAUGGUAAAAGUACUGAUUUUACGCUGCUCAGCGCUGAUUGCUUCCACUUCAGCCAGAAGGGAUACUCAAGGGCAACAAAUGCUCUAUGGAACAAUAUGUUUGAACCGGUUGGAAACAAAUCGAUGACUUGGAAAAAACAAUUUGAACAUUUCAACUGUCCAACUUCAAAUAAUCCUUAUAUUUGCACAAAUAAAAAUUGCGGACGACAAGGGUACGAUGAAAAGGAAAACGAGACGGAUACAUAAGAUAAGAUAAGAUAAGAUAAGAUAGUUAUAAAAGUUAGGUUAGGUUCGGGUUGGAAAUACUUGGACGGUUUAAUAGAAUUCUGUUUUAUGAAUUCGCAUUUUAAUAAUAUUGAAUUAAGUUAAUUU
Molecule: messenger RNA, 1407 nt
Organism: Ctenocephalides felis (cat flea)
Lineage: Eukaryota; Metazoa; Arthropoda; Insecta; Siphonaptera; Pulicidae
Product: phospholipase B1, membrane-associated-like
Exons: 8
Coding region: 1-1281 (426 amino acids)
Biological process (GO): phospholipid metabolic process
Molecular function (GO): glycerophospholipase activity
Source: RefSeq, a predicted model, not a curated record